AGUGACGAUGGGAUGGAUGUGAAUAUGUCCCAGUGGGCAGGUAUGCGAGCCACUCUCCUCGGCCUGGCCCUGCUGCUGUUGCUUUUAAAACUACCACUCUCCUGCAGCCAGAGCACACAGGGGGCUCCUCCGGAUGGACCUAAUUUUGGCUUUACUCACGCUGUCUACCAUGCUACAGUCUACGAAAACUCAGCUGCACGCACUUUUGCCAACAGUAAAGUUAAAAUGGGCAUCCACCUGGCUCAGCGCUCCUGGGAGGUCCGCUUCAGAAUCACUUUAGGUGAUGAUGAAGGGCUUUUCAAAGCAGAGGAGUUUGUGCUUGGGGAUUUCUGCUUCCUGCGCAUAAGGACUAAAGGUGGCAAUGCAGCCAUCUUAAACCGAGAGAUUCAGGAUAAUUAUGUAUUGACAGUGAAAGCCUCUGUCAAGGGAGAAGCUUUCCUUGAGACCUGGACUAAAGUCAGCAUCCAAGUCUUGGAUAUGAAUGACCUCCGACCCUUGUUCUCACCCACUACAUAUUCAGUUACCAUAGCGGAGAGCACACCUCUCAGGACGAGCAUAGCACAAGUUACUGCCACAGAUGCAGAUAUUGGCUCCAAUGGGGAGUUUUACUAUUUUUUCAAGGAGAGAAUGGAAUUGUUUGCUGUACAUCCAACCAGUGGAGUGGUUUCUCUCAGUGGAAAGCUAAAUGUUGAUGAGCAAAAUCGGUACGACUUAGAAAUUCUUGCAGUGGACCGCGGAAUGAAGCUCUAUGGAAAUAAUGGUGUCAGCAGCACAGCCAAGCUUUUUGUUCAUGUAGAGCGUGUUAAUGAGCAUGCCCCAGUGAUGAAUGUGGUCACCCACAGUCCCACAUGGCUUGAUAAAAACCCUGUGUAUGCCAUGGUCACUGUUGAAGACCUAGAUGAAGGUAUAAAUGGAGAAAUAGACUCAGUGGAUAUUGUAGGAGGAGAGCCCUCAGAGCAGUUUUUCAUAGAAAGAUGUGAAGAAGGAGAAUUUGCAAUAAAAGCCUCUGAGUCAGUACAAUGGGAGAUAUAUCCUUAUGGAUGUAACCUCACUUUGCAAGCUAAAGACAGGGGAGCCCCACAGAAGUUCUCUGCUGUCAAGGUUGUCCACAUUGUCCUCAAGAAACGGCAGACAGGGGAAGCUAAGUUUGAACAGGAGUUUUAUGAAGUUUGUCUGAAUGAAAUUUCACCACCAGGAACAAUUGUAGAAGUUGUUAAAAUUAAACCAGAGCCUGAUGAUGCAGAAUAUUUCCUGGCACCUUCUCCAAAUUCAGCUUUCUUUCAAAUGAACACCUUAACAGGUGUCAUAUCUACCACUACCUGGCUCACUCAGGGGACCCAGGAUGUCAUUAGUCUUGAGGUAUUGGAAAUAGGUAGUGAGCUUAAAGUUAAAGUGCGUGUGACAAUUGAGGAUGCCAAUGAUAACACACCAACAUUCGAUCAGUCGUCUUAUGAGAUUUCUGUUAAUGAAAGUGUACAAGUUGGGACCGAUGUAUUAACAGUUUUUGCAGUAGAUGAGGAUAAAGGAGAAAAUGGAUACAUUACUUACAGCAUUUCCAGCAUUCUGCCAUUACCUUUCAAAAUCAAUCAGUUUUCUGGUAUCAUUAGAACCACUAAAGAGCUGGACUUUGAAUCCUCACCAGAGAGCUUUAUGUUUGUGGUUAGAGCAUCUGACUGGGGCUCGCCUUAUAGGCGAGAGAGUGAAGUCAAUGUAACAAUCCACCUGGAAAAUGUUAAUGAUAACCAGCCAUUGUUUGAGAAUGUAGCAUGCCAGGGGGUGAUCUCGAGGAAUUUUCCAGUGGAGGCAGUGAUCACCACAAUGUCAGCGAUUGAUAUAGAUGAAUUAGAGCUGGUGAAAUAUAAAAUAAUUUCAGGGAACGAAUGGGGUUACUUUGACCUGAACCCAGAUUCAGGGGUCCUUGCACUGCGACGUCCCCUUGUGACAGCUAGUCCAAACAGCGUCUUCAGUCUAAAAAUAACAGCCACAGAUGGUGAGAACUUUUCUGAUCCUAUGUUUGUUAACAUAUCAGUUGUUCAAGGAAAAUCUCCUCCAAGAGGUUUUAACUGUGAAGAGACAAGGGUAGCCCAAAAGUUAGCAGAAAAGUUACUUAAAAAGUCCAAAGCUAGCACCAAGCCCAAAAUUGAAGAAGGUUUUAUUGACCUUUUCUCUGUCAAUCGCCAAACACCCCGAUUUGAUAAAACUUUUCCUAGAGAUAUAGCUGUGCGGGAAGAUCAAAAGAUUGGCUCGAGUGUUUUCAAGGUGAAUGCCUACGAUGGUGACACAGGUUUCAAUGGUCAGAUUCUUUACUCCAUUUCAGAUGGAAACACUGAUAGCUGUUUUACCAUUGACAUGGAGACAGGCCUCAUCAGUGUCUUUCUGCCCAUAGAUAGGGAAAAGAGAGAUCGCUAUCUCCUCAACUUAACAAUCUUUGACCUUGGCCUGCCACGGAAAACUGCCUGGCGAUUGCUUAGUGUCUUCAUAGAAGAUGCUAAUGAUAAUGCGCCUCAGUUUUUGCAAGAAGGAGGCUAUAAAAUUGUCAUACCUGAGAAUACUGCCAUAGGCACAGAAGUCAUCCAGGUUGAGGCCACUGACAAAGAUCUUGGACCCAAUGGGGAAAUUGUAUAUUCCGUUUUGACCAUCACCACCAAGUUUAGUAUAAACUCCACUAAUGGGAUAGUAUAUGUUGCUGGCCAACUAGACAGGGAGUUAAUUUCUUCUUUUAAUCUGAAAAUUGAGGCUCGGGACAUGGCAGAUAAAGGGAGUCAAAGGUUAUCUGUUACAAGUUUAAAGAUCAUAUUGGAGGAUGUGAAUGACUGUCCCCCACAAUUUAUCCCUAAUGUGUUCAAAGCCAAGGCUCUGGAAGAUCUUCCAGUCGGAACGGUUGUGGCAUGGUUAGAGACACUGGAUCCAGAUCUGGGUUUGGGAGGCCAGGUCAGGUACUCUUUAGCCAAUGACUACAAUGGAUGGUUUGAGGUAGACAGGGCCAGCGGGGCUAUUCGGCUGACAAAAGAGCUUGACUAUGAGAUCCAACAGUUCUACAACCUUACUGUGAAGGCCAAAGAUAAGGGAAGGCCUGUUUCUCUUCUCUCUGUCACAUUCGUUGAGGUGGAAGUGGUAGAUGUAAAUGAAAACCUCUACGCCCCAUACUUUUCCCAAUUUGCCUUGACAGCAUUAGUUAAAGAGAAUGACCGCAUUGGAACUACCCUACUCAGAGUCACCGCUAAUGAUGACGACACUGGCAGAGAUGGAGAAAUCCGGUAUUCUAUUCGUGAUGGGAGUGGGCUUGGACGAUUUGCCAUUGAUGAAGAGACAGGAAUGAUCUACACUACUGAUGUGCUGGACCGAGAGACCAAGGAUUCAUAUUGGCUAACUGUGUAUGCCAGCGACCAUGGCGUGAUUGCCCAGUUCACUACUAUCGAGGUGUUCGUCCAGGUGGAGGAUAUUAAUGACAAUGCCCCACUGACCUCGGAGCCACUGUACAGACCCUCAGUGCCUGAGAACUCUCCACGUGAUGUUUCUGUAAUCCGGAUUCAAGCCCAGGACCCUGAUACCACGCCCCCCGCUGCUGCUGACAGGCUUAACUACCGCAUAAUCAGUGGAAAUCCACAGAACUUCUUCAUCAUCAACGGCCGCACCGGUCUGAUCACCACAACCUCAAGGAAACUGGACCGUGAACAACAAAUAGAGCAUGUUUUGGAGGUGUUGGUGUCAGAUGGGGGUCCUAGUCCCAGACAGACUACAGUGUGGGUGAUGGUUCAGGUCCUGGAUGAAAAUGACAACAAGCCCACUUUUCCAGAGAAGGUCUACCAGGUCAAACUUCCAGAGAGAGAGCGGAAGAAAAAGGGUGAGCCCAUCUAUCGGGUGUUUGCCUACGACCGUGAUGAGGGGCCCAACAGCGACAUCUCCUACAGCAUUGUGGAUGGCAACGAGGAUGGGAAGUUCUUCAUCGACCCAAAAACAGCAGUGGUAUCAUCACGCAAGGCUUUCACUGCUGGGAGCUACGACAUCCUAACUAUUAAAGCAACAGACAAUGGGCGUCCUCAGAAGUCCUCUACAGCUCGCCUGCACAUUGAGUGGGUCCGUCGACCUACUCCCUUGACUCUACCACUGCUCUUUGAUGAUCCAUUUUACAACUUCACUGUCAUGGAAAAUGAUAAGGUGGCUGAGAUCGUUGGUGUGGUGUCCUUGCAGCGGAGCUCUGCCCACUUAUGGUUUGACAUCACAGGUCCCAGGUCUUUUCGUGAGAUGUUCUAUAUUCUGCAGAGUGCUUGUGGCAGGAACUGUUCAUCAGAAGCAGGUGGGAAUAGCGACAGUGUAUUUGAUGUGGAGAAGUCUGUGGGCACUAUUAUCAUCGCCAAGCCUCUGGAUGCUGAGCAGCGCUCCUUCUUCAACCUGACAGUGCAAGCCACAGAUGGCACCAACAUUGCAUACACACAGGUUCACAUCAUUGUCAUGGACAACAAUGACAAUGCUCCCAUUUUCUCCCAAUCAACCUAUGAUGUCACUAUUUCUGAAGAUACACCACCAGACACUGAGGUGGUCCAGGUUUUGGCAUCUGACCGUGAUGAGCAUUAUCGGCUGACCUACACACUACAGAGCUCCAUCGACCCCAGCAGCAUGAGUCUGUUCCGCAUCCACCCUACGAUGGGCACCAUCUACACUGCUCAGAGGCUGGAUCAUGAGGCCUGCGCCCAGCACAUCCUCACUGUUGUUGUAAAGGACCAAGAGUUCCCCUACAGAAAGAACCUGGCUCGUGUGCUAAUAGAAGUGGAAGAUAUAAAUGACCAUGUACCCAUCUUUACUAGUGCUUUAUAUGAAGGCCAAGUUUAUGAGUCAGCAGCAGUGGGAUCAGGUGUGGUGCAGGUCACUGCUCUUGACAAAGACAAAGGAGAGAACGCAGAGCUACACUACUCCAUUGAAGCAGGGAACACUGGAAAUGCAUUCAAUAUUGAGUCAGUUUUGGGUAUCAUCACUGUUGCACAUGACCUUGAUUUGUCCAGCAUAGGCCAUUAUGUUCUCACUGUCAGAGUCACUGACAAUGGCUCCCCUCCCCUAUCCACCACCACUAUUGUGCGUAUUGCUGUCACCCUCUCUGACAAUGCUGGCCCAAAGUUCCCUCAGCCUGAGUACCAAGCUGAAAUCACAGAAAAUGCAGUGAUUGGGACCUCUGUAACCACCGUCAGUGCUGUAAGCCAGUCCACCCUAACUUAUGACAUCAAGCAAGGUAACAAAGAGCGUGUUUUUCAGAUUAAUCAAUACAGUGGAGUGAUUACUAUUCAAAGGCCUCUAGACUUUGAGACCACAGCAUAUUAUACUCUGAUAGUCCUGGCUACCAACAUGGCUGGCAUGGCCUCCAAUGCUACUCUGUUUAUUCAGGUCGUGGAUGAAAAUGACAACCCGCCAGUGUUCCAGCUGCUCCAUUAUCGUGGUAGCAUAAGCGAGGCAGCUCCAGUGAACAGUGUGGUAUGGGACUCAGAUGACUCACCUCUCGUAAUAAAGGCCACAGAUGCUGACCGCAACCAAAAUGCUCUGUUAGUCUACCAGAUUGUUGAGGAAACAGCAAAAAUGUUCUUCACAGUAGACUCAGGGACUGGCUCCAUUAGAACCAUUGCUAAUCUAGACCAUGAGACAUUUUCCAAUUUUUACUUCCAUGUCCAUGUGAGGGAUAACGGUAGGCCACAGUUGACGGCAGACAGUCCAACUGAAGUAGCAAUACAAGUGAUUGACACAAAUGAUUCACCACCUCGUUUUACCCAGAAUGCCUAUGAAACAGUCCUGCUACUUCCCACCUUUGUAGGAGUAGAAGCUUUGCAGGUGUCAGCUGUAGACCCUGAUAAAGGUGUUUUCGCAGAGCUUACCUACUCUCUGACUGAUGAUGUACUGGAUUACCUUGCCAUUAAACCUUCAAGUGGAGUCAUCAUUGUCAAAAACAAUAACUUCACCAAAGAACAUUUCCGCUUUAGUGUCAAAGUUUCAGAUGGUAAAUUCUACAGCAUGGCUUUGGUGACCAUUCUCGUCCAAGAAGCUCUGGAUUCUGGCCUCAGCUUCACCCAUAGUCUUUACUCUACCUCUAUUCAGGAGAAUGUGUCAAACAUCACCCAAGUUGCUGUGGUUAAUGCCGUGGGGAACCGUCUAAAUGAACCUUUGAAGUACACCUUAUUGAAUUCUGGUACACGCUUUAAAAUUCGUCCGACUUCUGGUGUGAUCCAAACCACAGGAAUACCCUUUGACCGUGAAGAGCAAGAGUUUUAUGAACUGGUUGUUGAGGCAAGAAGGGAAUAUGACCAUCUGCAUGUGGCUAGAGUUAUCGUUAGAGUCCAAGUUGAGGACAUAAAUGAUAAUACUCCUGUGUUUGUUGGACUUCCUUAUUAUGCAGCUGUUCAAGUAGAAGCUGAGCCAGGAUCACCUGUUUUCAGGGUCAUGGCAGUAGACGGUGACAAAGGGAUUAAUGGAGAGAUAUCUUACUAUCUUCAGGAUGACUAUGGUCACUUUGAGAUCAACCAACAGACAGGUGUUCUCAACCUUAAGAGAGCCUUUGAAUCCGACCUGUCUAUUGUUGAAUACCAGAUGGUGAUAUAUGCCAGAGAUGGUGGUUAUCCACCUCUCUCAUCUACUAUAGAGUUCCCCAUCACUGUAGUCAACAAGGCAAUGCCUGUCUUUGACAGAUCAUUUUAUUUUGUUUCUGUUAAUGAGGAUGUAGCUUUGCACACACCUAUCAUGGGCAUCAAUGCCACUAGUCCUGAAGGUCAAAACAUCAUCUACACUAUUGUUGAUGGAGAUCAAUCUCUUCAGUUUGACAUUGGUUUUGACACUGGAGUCAUUAGUGUCAUCCACUUUUUGGAUUAUGAAGCAGCAUCAUCUUACCACCUGACCAUCAGAGCAACAGACUAUCUUACUGGUGCCCGUGCAGAGGUCGAUGUUAAUGUGAUUGUCCAGGAUGUUAAUGAUAAUCCACCUAUCUUCCAGAAAAUGUCCUACAGGGUAGCUUUGUCUGAAACAGCCAUGAUUGGAACCCCAGCCCUUCAAGUUAUUGCCACUGAUAAAGACUCAGAGAAGAAUAAUGUUGUCCGCUACCAGAUCUUCUCAGAUGCACAUAACAGCACAGAUUACUUUCACAUUGAUAGUAGCAGUGGAUUGAUCCUCACAGCACGUAUGAUAGAUCAUGAACUACUCCAGAAGUGUGACUUCAUUGUCAGGGCCACUGAUAAUGGCUUCCCAGCACUUAGUAGUGAAGUAUCUGUCACAGUUAUAGUAAAUGAUAUCAAUGAUAAUCCUCCACUUUUCAAUCAGUUACUCUAUGAGGCAUAUGUGAAUGAGUUAGCACCAAGGGGCCAUUUUGUAGCCUGUGUCCAGGCCUCAGACGCUGACAGUUCAGAUUGGGAAAAACUGGAUUACAGCAUUUUGUCAGGAAAUGAAAGGAUGAACUUUGUGAUGAACAAAAAGACAGGAAUCCUCACGUUGUCUAGUCACCGGAAGCAAAGAAGGGAGCCUGCAUACAGUCUUAAUGUUUCAGUGUCUGAUGGGGUAUUCACCAGCACUGCACAGGUUCAUAUUGAGAUGUUGGGAGCCAACCUGUACAGUCCAGUGUUUGGACACAAUCUGUAUGAGGCGGAGUUAAGAGAGAAUGCUGCAGUAGGAACCAAAGUUAUACAGGUUAAGGCAACAGAUGCAGAUCCCGGAGUGUUCGGUCACUUCACUUAUUCCUUUGUUAAUGAUGUGGGAAAGGACCAGUUCAGCAUUGAUGCAAAUGGUCAGAUCACCACUGCAGAAAAGCUUGAUCGUGAGGACCCAGCCAACAAGAACAUAAUUUUGACAGUGGUAGCCCGGGACUCUGGUGGACUUGACUCCUAUUGUACAGUACAAGUUACUCUUUUGGAUGAUAAUGAUAGUGUACCUCGCUUCCGUGCCACUGAGUACAGAGCUUCAGUCAAAUCUAAUGUUGCUACAGGAUUUUUGGUGACACAGAUCCAGGCCUAUGACCCUGAUGAUGGCACUAACGCCAAAGUUACAUACUCACUUUACAGUGAGGCACAUAUCCCAGUGGUAGACAUUUUGGAAAUAGACCCAGACAAUGGUUGGAUGGUGACCAAAGGCAGCUUCAGUCACUUGAGGAACUCUGUAUUAUCUUUUUUUGUGAAAGCUGUGGAUGGAGGACAUCCAGUCAGACACUCUUUAGUGUCUGUCUACAUCCAUGUUCUUUCUCCAGAUUCUUUAAUUCCUUACUUUAGUCAACAUCAAUAUUCAUUUGGCGUGCCAGAGGAUACUCCCAUAGGGUCAACCAUAGGGAUGGUGCGACUCAAUACUCCUCCUGGAUAUGCUUUAGUCUCUGAAAAAUUUGCCCUGGUUAAUGGAGAGACUGGAGAAAACAACCAAGAUGGAGUAUUUGUGGUGGAUAAGGACACUGGUGUGAUCAAGCUUGAUAAGCCCUUGGACUAUGAGGUCAUCAAAGGAUACCACUUCAAAAUCACUACCACUGUACAACAGGCAAAACUGGAUUCUGUGACUUCUGUUGAUGUGGAAAUCAAAGUAUUUGAUCUAAAUGACAACAAACCAGCCUUUGAAGCUAACUCAUAUGAGGCCACAGUUAUGGAGGGAAUGUCAAUUGGAACCAAAAUCAUUCAGGUGCAAACAGUAGACCCAGACUCAGGGGCAAAUGGCCAGGUAACAUACAGUCUAGGGGCAUUGAUCCAGUCAGGAGGAGAUUCAGACACACUGGUUGACACUUUUAGUAUUGACAGCAACACAGGCUGGAUCUCAACAUGCAAAAACCUGGACCAUGAGACCGAUCCAUCUUACACAUUCACAGUUGUGGCCUCAGACCUUGGGGAAACUUUGUCUCUUUCCAGUACCACUACUGUGACAGUGGCAGUGGCAGACAUCAAUGACAACCCACCCAGGUUUCUGGAGCAGCACUACUUUAGUUCAGUUCAGGAAAGUGACCAUCCAGGAGAGGUAGUAGCUGUGCUGAACACUAGAGAUGAUGACAGCUCUGCUUUUAACCGGCAAGUCAGCUACCACAUCACUGGUGGAAACUAUCGGGGCGUGUUUGCGCUGGGCCUGGUUCAGGGUGAAUGGAAGAUGUAUGUGAAGAGACUUCUAGACAGGGAGGAGCGCAACCUCUACAUCAUCAAUGUCACUGCAAGCGACGGACUCUUUGUUUCCCAGGCAACCUUCGAAAUUACAGUGAUAGACACGAAUGACAACAGCCCCGUCUGUGACCAGGUUGUGUACACUGCUUCCUUUCCAGAGGACCUCCCAGUCAACAGUGUGCUGCUGAGGGUUGGAGCUACAGAUGCGGAUGUGGGUGUCAGUGGAUUGGUCCAGUACUCCUUACAUGGUCCUGGCUCCCAGGAUUUCAGCAUGAACCCAGACACUGGUGAGCUCAAGUCAUCUGUGACUUUGGACCAUGAGAUGAUGCCCAGCUAUCGCCUGGUUGCCCAGGCAACUGAUGGUGGUGGGAAAUGGUGUCGUUCUAAGGUGCAGUUGGUAGUGACAGAUGUGAACGACAACCCCCCAAUCUUCACCCUGUCACAUUACACUGCCAGCAUCUAUGAAGACACUGCCAACAAAGCCCUUCUCACCCGUAUCCAGGCUAUUGACCCUGAUGAAGAAGGUCCAGGCCGGAUGGUGGCCUAUUCCCUGGUUGACUCUGCUGGAGGCUCCUUCUCCAUCGAUAAAUCCUCAGGCAUUGUUGUCCUGGAACGGGUUCUCGACCGUGAGGUCCAGUCAGCUUAUCAGAUAACAGUCCUUGCUUCAGACCAGGGUUCACCGCUGCCUCUCUCUUCAUUGGUCAAUGUGACGAUCACCGUGCUUGACAUCAAUGACAACCCUCCUGUUUUUGAGCGCCGGGACCAGAUGGCAACAGUGCUGGAGGAUGUGGGAGUAGGCACUGAAGUUCUGAGAGUUUAUGCUGCAAGCAAGGACAUCGGAACCAAUGCUGAGAUCACUUAUAGUAUCCGAUCAGGCAACGAGCACGGGAAGUUCCACAUCCACCCACUGACUGGUGCCAUUUUAAUUGCCCAAUCUCUGGACUAUGAGACGUGCAGGGACUACUUCCUGACGGUGGAAGCUCGUGAUGGUGGCACACCACCACUGAGUGCAAUUUCUACAGUGAACAUAAACCUGACGGAUGUCAACGAUAAUGCACCCAGGUUUAACCAUGAUGUCUACAGUGCAGUGGUGUCCGAGGAUGCCAACAUUGGAGAAUCUGUAGUCCAGCUAUUAGCAGAGGAUGUGGACAGUCAACUGAAUGGAGCCAUCCUCUACUCCAUUGUAAGUGGAGACCGAGACAACCAGUUCUUCAUUGACCCACUCAGUGGGGUCAUCAAGGUCAACAAGCAACUGGACCAUGAGACAGUUUCCAGCUACUCAUUGGCUAUCAGAGCUCUGGAUAGUGGAAUCCCACCCAUGUCCUCCAACGUGAUGUUCAUCAUAGAUAUCUCUGACAUCAACGACAACCCGCCCACCUUCUCCCCGGCCAACCUCUCUACUGUCAUACAGGAAAACAAGCCAAUUGGCACCACCAUCCUACAGUUAUCUGUAAUUGAUCAGGACUCCUCCCACAAUGGCCCUCCCUUUGACUUCUGCAUCCUGUCAGGAAAUGAAGGCAAAGAGUUUGUCCUCGAGAAGGAUGGAACACUGGUAACCAAUCAAGUGUUCAGAAGAGACCUGGCAACUGAAUAUAUUAUUCAGAUACAGGUGAAGGACUCUGGGAAACCUCGCCUGUCCUCCUCCUCCAUGCUGACGGUCAGGGUAAUUGAGGAGAGUCUUCACCGCCCAGUGGCAUUACCACUCGAGAUUCAUAUCAUCACUAUGGAGGACGAGUUUCCUGGUGGUGUGAUUGGCCAGCUGCACGCCACUGAUGCUGACCCUUAUGAUGCACUGACCUUUGGCCAUUCUCCCCCGGCCCAGCGCAGUCUCUUUAAGAUCAGUCCUCGAGAUGGGAAAAUAAUUGCCCUGGGUGGGUUGGAUGCAGGCCGUUACUCACUUAAUGCAAGUGUUAGUGAUGGUCGCUUUGCCGUGCCUGUGCCUGUGAGUGUACACGUGGAACAGGCAACACCAGAGAUGCUGCGCGAGGCAGUGACAGUGCGUUUUGAAAGUGUGGCACCACAAGACUUUGUGGCAUUGCACCUGAAGAGUGUGUUGAAGGUGCUUCAACGGGCGGCUGCAUCACAGCAGCAAGACAUGCUGCACCUUCUCAGUCUGCAGCCAGUUGGUGGGACGCAACAACUUGACUUGCUUGUCGCUGUGGAAACAGAGGAGGGUGGCUACUACAAGGCUGCCUACCUCACCCAGAAACUGAGUGCAUUGAGGCGUCAGCUGGAAGAGGUCCUCAGAGUGUCAGCAAUCCUAGAUAAAAACUGCUCAGGGCUGGAGUGUCGCGGGGCACAGUGUGAACAGAGUAUCAUCCUGGACUCACACAACCUGGCUACAUACAGCACACCACGGGUCAGCUUUGUCUCACCACGCUUUCAACGGACCUCGCGCUGUACAUGCAGUGAUGCCACCUGCGCUGUGCUGACAGAACAAUGUGAGGACCAGCCUUGUCCAGCAGACAUGCAGUGUGUUUCUAUUGAAGCCACCAGAGGGCGAUAUGCGUGCCAGUGUCCACCAGGCAAACUGGGAGAGUGUGCAGGUCAUUCGUCUCUGAGCUUCUCAGGUAACAGCUACAUCAAGUACAAACUGUCUGACUGGUUGCAGACAGAGCUGAAGCUUAGCCUGAGGAUCAGAACACUGCAGAGCCGAGGAAUCAUCAUGUACUCACACACAGAGCCCUGCACUGUGCUCAGGUUGGAGGAGGGGAAGCUUUGGUUCCAGCUGGCCUGUGGCUUUGGCAGUGAUGGAGGUGGUGACAGUCACAACAUGUUGGGGAUCUCUGGCCGCCGUAUCAGCGACGGCAGCUGGCACACUGUGGCACUGGAGCUGAACCGCAACUUCAGCAGCCUGGCGCUGGAUGACAGCUACGUUGAGCAACGCCGGGGACCACCGUUCAUACAACCACUCUCUCCAGAUAGAACCAUUUACUUUGGAGCACUGGUGCAGCACCCAAACUCUCGUAGCCUCAUGGACUCCCAGAAGGACCCGCGGGUGCUUGAGGGUUUCCAGGGUUGCUUGGACUCGGUCAUGCUGAACAACAAUGAGCUGCCGCUGCAGAACAAGCGCUCUCGCUACGCAGAGGUGGUGGGACUGACGGAGCUGAAGCUAGGCUGCAUCCUCUACCCUGACGCCUGCCAGAAGCAGCCCUGUCGCAAUGGAGCCACUUGCACCAGCCUGCCUUCUGGCGGUUUCUCAUGCAGUUGUAACCCCCUGUACACUGGAGGGCACUGUGAGAUGGAGAUAACGGCGUGUGUUCCCAACCUAUGUCAGAACAGUGGUGUGUGUAAACCCAUUGGCAAUGCUUUCCUCUGCAGCUGCAGAAGAGGCUUCAAAGGCUUGACCUGUGAGGAAGAUGUGAACGAAUGUGACCGCAGCAAUCCAGAGGGCGAGUGUGAGAAUGGUGGCAUCUGCGUCAACACUCAUGGGUCUUUCUACUGUAACUGCACGGCAGGCUUCGUGGGGCAGCGCUGCGGACUGCGCCCUGUCGUCGUCCCCAAUAUGCAGGCUGGUCCGACUGCGGUCGGUAAAGAGGAGCUGAUUGGCAUCGCUGUUGUUCUUUUUGUCAUCAUCACCCUUAUCAUCCUCUUCAUCGCUUUCCGAAAGAAGGUUUUCCAGAAGAACUAUUCAAGGAACAACCUGUCUCUGGUCCAGGACCCGGCCACUGCAGCACUCCUCAACAAAGCUAAUGGUGUUCAGUUUAAGACCUUACACUGCUCACCCGGAGACCCUCUCAACCUGUACUCAGAGCCAGGGCUGGGGUCCCCAGUGGUGGUGGGGGGGGGGAUGAUUGGACCCCCACAGGUGCCUGUGAGGCCCAUGGCGUACAAACCAUGUUUCCAAGGAGACCCACGCUCCACGUUGGAGAAGAUGGUGGAUGGGUGUUGUGUGGAGCAUACAGAGAUGAGCACUUUUCACCCAGAAUCCCCAAGGAUUCUUUCAGGUACCACCAGGAGGGGGGUGGUGGUGUGCAGUGUGGCCCCCAACCUGCCGCCAGUGUCACCCUGUCGCUCAGACUGUGAAUCCAUACACAAGAGCCCAUGGGACAGUGAUGAGGGUAAAAUGGUUGACAUGGCUGAAGAAUUAACGUGUUUCUCAGGGAGCAACAAAGGCAGUAACUCAGAGGUCCAAUCACUGAGCUCCUUCCAGUCUGACUCAUGUGAUGACAAUGCCUCCAUAGUGACUGUCAUUCGACUGGUCAAUGAUGCAGUCGACACAAUCGAAAGUGAAGUGUCCGUCAUGGACCAAGGUCAAACCUACAACAGAGCAUAUCACUGGGACACAUCAGACUGGAUGCCAAGCACCAGGCUGUCAGACAUUGAAGAGGUGCCAAGCUAUGAGACCGGUCCUGGCAGCGAAGUAGCAGGCUCAGUGCCCCGACUUGGAGGAGGCACACGUGAAUUGGAGUCAGACUACUACCUGGGGGGCUACGACAUUGACAGUGACUACCCACCUCCUCAUGAAGAAGAGUUCUUGAGCCAGGACCAGCUGCCACCUCCGCUGCCCACAGGUGAGGACUAUCCAGAGCCCUACGCACCACUGCCCACCAAUCCACCAGCCUCCAAGGAGAGCAACCUGAGCUCUGGAGGCACUGGGCAUCAGCAUUCCAGGCCACACUUCCAUCCCAGUCAGUACCUACCUCCUCACCAGCUACCCGUUGGGGAGGCACCUCAUGGGGACUUUAGCACUUGUGGCGUAACCCCAGGAAAUGGGGACACUGAUGACUCUGUAUCACCAAAUAUGCGACUGUCUGUUGGAGCAUCAUCAGCCUCAGACAUGUCAGCUCCCUGUGGGCUGGAUGAUUCUGAACAUGGCAGUGACUUUGAUAGUAUGGACGAGCUUCGUCGAGGGGUGACCAUCAUCACUGACUCACAGCAGCAGACUGAGGUGUGA
Limanda limanda (common dab) is the source of this 13986-nucleotide messenger RNA. RefSeq names its product FAT atypical cadherin 3a (gene fat3a). Gene Ontology annotation, biological process: homophilic cell-cell adhesion. Gene Ontology annotation, molecular function: calcium ion binding. Gene Ontology annotation, cellular component: plasma membrane. Lineage: Eukaryota; Metazoa; Chordata; Actinopteri; Pleuronectiformes; Pleuronectidae. The transcript is spliced from 30 exons. The record is from RefSeq and is a predicted model, not a curated record. Bases 13 to 13986 code for a protein of 4657 amino acids.